CUGCUCUGACAUGAGCGAGUUGUAGAGACGCAGCGUCCGGACAACUGCACUGAGCAAGAGAGCCGCGAAGGGCAGCGAAAAGUCUGGCUGAAAGUCGUUGAUUUUUCACGGCAACUUGUUGCGAUUUGUGUCCAGGGGUGAGCUGCAGGCGUUCGGUCACCGGCGUUAACCGGGGAAUUAAAUUCGGGGGUUUCCUCAGUUAUCGCAUUGAAUCGGGUUGAUACUUUUUUGUCUAUCAACCUUCAAAGUGCGAAAAAUGGAGCCUUAUAUCGGUGCUGUUCCAAGUAAACAAGUGCAGCGCGAUUAUGGAAUCCAGAUUCGUUUUAUUCAAGAUGCACAAGAAGAAUCUUCGCAGGAACAAAAAUAUCGGACUGCUCCAAACAAAUCGGGAUCCUAUGGAGUCAGCAUUAGGGUGCAGGGAAUUGAUGGACAGCCAUAUGUUGUGUUAAACAGCAAUCAGGAAGGGAACAUGCAAAUGUUUCAGCCUCCACCUGAGAAUGGCUGCCCGGAUCAAACUUUAUCUCAGGGUGGUUUUAAAGCAUGUUCUGAUUCCUCUGCAGCGCAACAAAGAAACAGGUUCUCCAACGACGGCCACUUUAUCUAUCCAGAACAUCCGUAUUUUAAUCCACUUAAGCCAUCUCAUACACAGCUGCCUCUUUCAGUAACAGACACCUCAGAGUUUGAGGUUGAUAAAAAACACACAAAAGCAAGUAGUUUAUUGAACUUCCAAAAACAUCCUGAAAUUCUGAAGCCAUAUGACCCUGAGAAGAACCUCCUGAAAGGCACCAGUCAGCAAAGUUUGGCUGGUAGCAUGUCAUCAGAGAGGAGUGAAGACAAGGCUUUUCAUCCUUUACCCAAGCCUGAGUUUCCAAAUAAACUAGAGAUUAGACAAUCAAGUUCAAUAAAGUCCAAUGAUGGUACAAGUAAUUUCAUUAGAUCCAGAGCAAUGGAAGAUCCAUCCAAGAAGAUUACUGGGUCUACCAGUAGAAAAGUAGAUGCAUUUAACAACAGUAGAAGAUGUCAAAAUGACACCAGUCCUGACUCAGAAGAUUCACGGAGAACGCGACCAGAUUUGCUUCCUUUGCGCCGCCAAGAUUCAUCUGGAAGAGGUAUUGAUGUUUCUAGGUCACGGUGGUCUUCAUCUUCAACUCCAACAUCAGCGAGCUCAGACAAGAUAAAUCCAUCGUGCAGGUUCGGAUGGCUGGAUGAUCCAGAUGAGGAGCUUUCUGCUGAAAAUGUAAACCGACAUGAAAACAGGAGGUAUAUUCCAUUUUUUCCAGGCACUGGGCGCGAUAUUGACUCCGACCCCAUACCUGGAGUGGAUGAAUUGAUUGACAAAUUUGAUGCUAAGGGUGGACAGCAUCGGCGUGGCAGGUCUGCAAGGAGAAAUCGGAUUGAUCCAGAAGAUCGAAAACGAUCCCGAAGCGUAGAUAGUGCUUUUCCACUUCGGUCAAAAGAUAAUUCUGCUUACCUAGAUCAAUAUAAUAAAAAGAUUGGAAUAUUAAAUGAACAUUUGUUGAGACCAUCGCAAUUGAGUCGUAAAAAUGCUACUUCACAAAGUUUACAGGUCUCUGCUUGUAGUGAGAAUGUGCCACCCAAUUAUGUUUCAUCCACUAGUAGUCUUGGCAGUCAUCAACCUCUCUCUCCAGGAAACCAGGGCAGUCUGGGUUAUGGCUCAAAGAGUCCAAGUCAGACUGAAUUGGAUGCUUCAGGCACUCACGAACAUCAUGCAAGAAUCUGUGGUAAAUCUUCCACACUCCCUGUAGGUGCGGUCAAUAAACCUGAAGCCAGAAAGGAGACAAUAACUUCUGUUAGACAAAUAAAGACUUGUAAAACAGCGCCUUCCUUUGUUGGGAUCAGAAAACAUAGUUUAGAACCUCAGCGACAUACUGCUCAUACAAGCCAGACUGCCUCUGAUCCUGAUGUGCAGGUAACUCCUGACCUUCUGAAGGACCAACAAAUGAAUGAGGAGACAGCAAAACAGAUCCUUUACAACUGUCUUAAAGUGAGCUGUCAUGAUGAUGAUGCAACGAAGAAGAAAGUCAAUUUGGUGUUUGAGAAAAUCCAGACCUUAAAAUCAAAAAGUCCAGUCAGUGUGGAAGAACAAAAGGACAAAAAAAAUGAUAAUACUUCUGAAUACAAAGCACUGCUGGAGCAGAAGAAUGAGCUUGAAAAGAAGACAGAAGAGUUGGAAAAGAAAGUCAAUCAACUUCAAAAAAAAUUGGAUGAACAAACUCUGAAAGAGCAGUGUACCACAGAACAAAAAAGUAGGACCAAAACUGAUAUGAAAAAUCUGCAACAAGAAGUGACAGACAUUUUAGAGGAAAACAAUAGUUUAAGGGAGCAGCUUGCAAAAUCUGAUAAAGAGCUUCAAAACCAACUUGAAGAGUUAGUGCAAGUGAAGAUGGAACAAGAGCAGUACCAAAGUGAAGUCCGAGAUUUGCAGGAUCAGCUCUCAGAAAUGCAUGAUGAGCUUGAUCGGGCAAAAAACAGUACCGACAACGAAGAAGAGAAAGAGACUUUGAUAAUGGAGAUGAUUCAGGCAAAGCAGCAGCUGGAAGAGGUGCUGUUAGCUAAAGAAGAUCAGCAGGAGUUGUUGAGGCGAAGAGAAAGAGAGUUGACAGCACUUCGAGGUGUCCUGAAGGAGGAGGUGUCACAACAUGAUCAGGAAACUGAAGAUCUGAAAGAAUUGCAUGAAAAGGAGAAACAGAAACUUAGAAAUAGCAUUGAUAAUCUCAUCCAGAGCAAAAGUGCAUUGGAGCACGAACACUUUGUUGCUAAACAAGCAAAGGACACUGCAGAGGAUCAUGUGAAACGCCUCAUGGAUGAAAAUGAGACCCUGAAGAAAAAAAUUGCAGAAUUACUGAAUGAAAUCAGUGACCUCAAUCACGUGGUUUCUAACAUGAAGAUGGAAGAGAGCAGGUUCAGGGAUAAACUUGCAUGUCUGGAGAAAGAGAAGCAGCAGCUGGAAGUUGCCUUGAGGGAAAUUGGAGACCAAGAACAGGACAUUUCAUUCGCAAAAAGAGCUUUGGAGAGCCGGUUGGAAGAACUUCAGAGAAGCCUCAAUAACCGAUCACAGGAGUAUGAGGACGUAAAGGAAAGACUUGAUUCAGAAAUAGCUCAGAAGGAUCUUUUGAAGAAAACGAAGAAUGAAAUGGAGGUCAAGAAAAGGCAGUUGGAGAAGAUGAUAGAAAAACUUGAGAAAGAGAUGGCUGAGAUGAGUCAGGAUUCUCAGAGGUCAAACCUUGAUCUGCGGAAGGAGCUUGAUGAGUACAAGGAAAAGAAUCGCAGUCAACUGAAUGUCCUGCAGCAGCAGCUGAAAACUAAAGCCCUGGAGGCUGAGAACUCUCAACUAAUAACCAAGAAACUGCAGGAUGAGAUGCGACAAAUGCGAGAGGAGUUAGAACACUGUUGCUGUGAACGCGAUGAAGCUGUUCUGAAAAGCCAACGACUGAAGCAGAAAGUUAGUGACCUCGAGCUUGACCUUGAAAGUAAAACACAAUUCAAGGACGACCGAAAUCGCCAGAUCAAGCAAAUGGAGGAUAAAUUGUCAGAAAUGGAAACGGAACUGGACGAAGAGAGAAGCAACUCAGACCUUCUGACGGAUCGCAUCAGUAGAGACAGAGAACAGAUUGAGCAGAUGAGAAAUGAACUUUUUCAGGAAAGAGCGACAAGACAAGAUCUGGAGUGUGACAAGAUUUCCUUAGAGAGACAGCAUAAAGAUCUAAAAAGCAGAAUUGCAUAUUUGGAAGGAUCUCAGAAACAGACUAAGGAAGGAAUUGUUAACCAGCUGGAGGCAAGAAUCCAGGAACUGGAAGAUCGCCUUGAAGCUGAAGAAAGAGACAGAUCUGCUCUGCAAUUGAGCAAUCGCAAACUUGAACGAAAGGCCAAGGAGCUUAUGCUGCAAGUAGAUGAUGAACAUCUCCACCUGACAGACCAAAAUGAUCAGUUGAACCUACGAAUGAAAGCUCUCAAAAGGCAAGUGGAUGAAGCAGAGGAAGAAAUAGACCGCUUGGAAAAUGCAAAGAGAAAGCUGCAGAGAGAGCUGGAGGAACAAAUGGAAGCCAAUGAAGAACUUCAAGGACAAAUGAAUACUUUAAAAAAAGACCUCAGACGCAAGAAUUCAUCAGCAAAGGUUUCAUCCUCCAUUCUAAAUGAUUUUGACAAUGACUACAGUACAGAUGAAGAAAGUCUCUAUGACACAGGAUUUAAAUUGUCGAAGGAUGGUAAUGUGUAGAUGCAAACCUAAACUGAUGGCUAACCAUUAGAUAAAGGGAAGCAGCAAUGCAGUGGCAUAAUUCAAUCUACGAGGUACCAUAUUCUGCCCUAGGCUUUUGUUUUUAAUCCCUUCAUUGCACUGAUGCUGCUUGAUACACGAAAUGUUUUAAGUACCUGUCACUGCUGCCUCAUGCCAUGCUGUUUUCUUUCUAUUUUUAGAAUACUUUGGACUGGUAAAGGAAGGUCAUAUUUUACUGCUCAUUCCAACUGAAAGGAAUUUAUAAACAUGUCAACUUAAAGCAAAAAGAUCAGCAAUCAAUUGUUAAAAUGUGUACAAGUUAUAAAUAAAUGUAAAUGACAAAUUAUUUUCCUUUAUUAUUUAAAAUACUAAAGUGCCAACAAUACUUUGGCCAAUAUCUUAUAUGGCUGUUAUAUUAACCUUAUACUUUAUCAGCUUUUUUGUUCUUUCCCGCUUUGACCCUAACGACACUGGCUUUAACUGGAGUAUAAUUCCCCAGCACUGGAAAUGAUUGCACUGAUGAUGCAUUUUCCCUUGUGGCUCCAGCCCUGUGAAUGUCCCAGUGAACCACAAGACAAGAUUAAUACCACAUGCUGGCAUCAACAAAGCUGCAUUUCUGUCCAGUGCCAUUGCAGCAAGAAAGAGCAGGAAUUUCUCCCUGCCCUGCAUUCAAACCCAAAGUAGUUAAAGUCCAAUUAUUGUAUCUGUGAUCUAACUGAGCUGACACCUGCUAACUCAGCUCAGCCUGUGCAGUGAAGUGACAAAUGUGCCAGUCUCUGCAGCUGAGCUGUUCACUGCCACAAUUGGCUGGGUCACCGGGAGUACUUAGUCUCAUCAUUUGAUGUAAGCAGUCUGUAUUAACUCCUUCACUUGUCAUGAGCACUGUACAACUAAACCACGGAAAAGAACACAUCCUGAGUUCACUUCCUCUUUUCUGGGUGCUGCCGUUUAGCCUCCGGGGGUAGCAGGAGGUGUGCCAACACCUAACCUCAGUGCCCUUGGAAUGGAAAGGGAUUUGAAAAAAAUAUUGGCUUCCCGUAGUUAUUUAGUGACCCCUGCUGGAAAAUGUGUGUGUUUUCAGACAAGGGCAGGGAAAUCAUUGAUAUUUGUGGAGAAGGGGAAAUCUUUAACGUUGAAAGAUUGUUGAAGGUGUAUUAAAAAUGGGAAUCCACCUCAACAUCUUGAGCAUAGUUGGUUCAGUGUUAGGUUUUCUAUUUUUUACACUUCUAAAAUUAAAAUCAGCUCUGCAGACCUAUGUUGGUCAUUAUUUUAAUGAGGCUGUUUUUCUUUGAACUUGGGGAUCACUUUAGCAAAAACCAUGGCUUUUAGGUUGGUUGGGAGAUUUAAAUGUCAAUAAUUGGAAAUUGAAAUGUAACUUGCCUUAAUCAGCCCUAUGUCCAGUGAGACAAGCGGCAGGUGGCAACUCCCUUUUCGGGAGGACAACCCAUCUUUGAAACCUUUUUAAGUAGGCUGUGAGAUUCAGCUUUUGCACAGUUAUCUGUUUUUAAACUAUCUUGCAGCUUCUGAGGCUCUGAAAAACCUGAGAAUUAAAAGGAACCGAGAAGUGUUGGGUCCAUCAGGAAAAAAGCUUUUUACAGUGUUGCCCGUGAGCCAGAAGGAGCACAAAUGUUUCCUGGGGUCACUAUCUGACAUUGAAAUAUUGCUCCAAUAUCCACAGUACCCCCUCCCAAUCCAAUAUGCAGCCACAUCAGUAUUCCUUUGCUACAAUCACUGACUCCAAGCUAUUCCUAACUCCCUACCUCUCCCUGACACUUUCCAGUUCUAUAACCUACACUGUCCCAUUUCAUGACCUUUACCACUAAUGAUUGUGAAAACCAACCGAUCAUACACUGCCUUUUCUGGAAAACAUUCUGUCAGUCAAGCUGGUUUCGACAUAUAGAUUUUGUUUGUACAAAACAAAAUGUCUGUCAUAGACUUAAGACACACGGUUUGGGGAAACCUGUCCUUGCAGGCUCCAGUCUUUUGCUAUAUCCCAACUCGCCCCAACCAGCUCCACUGAAUGUGGGCCCCUUCUGCUCCAGCCUGAACACUGGUCGAUUGGGAAAUCCAGCAGCUGAAGGGUGGCCAGUCCUGCUAGACAAAACAGUUAAGUGCUUUUCCUGUAUUGCUUGUGGUUGCAAUGCAGUCACCCACCUGUGGCUCACCAAAUAGAGCUACCAUUCUUUGUUAUUCUAAACAUCACCCCUGCCUCCCACUUCAUUAUCUGAACCCUGGCUGUGGCUAUGUGCAUAAACAUACCCUCCAGCAUACUUCCAAUAUGGCUUGUUGUGAAAAACCUGAAAUGAAGUCUCAUGGUUUAAUUCAAAAUACCUACAGGAAAUCCAUAUUUCUGGAUUUCUCAGCCAUUAAAUCUCCCCAACCACUUGCCUCCAACCUGUCCAUUAUAAGUGGAGCCUUACCUGAUGAAGAAUGACCAGAAGGAGCCUGUAUUAUGGGACAGUAUGCCAGCAUGUUCUCUGCCUUCAGGAGUUCUGUAUCUUAAGAAUUAUACACUUGCCAUUCAAAAUUAGAAGGAAGUUACAAACAUUUUUAACAGUGGUCCUGCCAAUGCAGGGCCUAUGAAUUAUGUCUCUGUUUUUACAACAGUAGAUCUGCCAUUGAGUAUUUCCUACUUUUGAUAUAACCUAAAUGUAUUGGAAUAUCCGAAGUGUCAGUGUUUGAAUGUUUUUGAAAAUGUGACCUGGAGCUGAUGCUCUGUUUUAAGUCUUUUCUUCAUGAUGUAUGUUACUCAAAAAUAGUUCCACUUUCUGUGUUUGUUUCAGUAUGUAUGUUAUCCAGGAAUAUGUUGAUGUUGUCAUCUAAGUCUGACUAGCAAUUAUUUUUUAAUCUAUAUAUUGUAUAAAAAUAUUUUGCUAAGCUGAUUUUUUUUAUUAUUACAGUACUGUAUAAUGGAAGCUAAAAUAAAUGCACACUGUUGAGUGACAAUCAAUAAAGUGCAAUACAUCUGCAAACAUUUAGUUUGAUUUAUUCUGCCAGGAAGAUAUGGAGGGGUGAAUAGUCAUAUUUGGGUGUCAUAAACUACACCAUUGCUGAACAUCUUACUCUACAAAUGUAUUUGCUAAUUUCUGUUCAGGACACUAGAACUGUACAAUAGUUAACUGUCUUUAAGCACUGAAGCUACCUCCAUGCUUACAAAACUGUAAGAUGCCAAUUAGUACAAAUAAAAGUUUUUAAACCA
This is a messenger RNA of Stegostoma tigrinum, 7436 nucleotides long. It is a transcript of the gene cgnl1, whose product is annotated as cingulin-like 1. Lineage: Eukaryota; Metazoa; Chordata; Chondrichthyes; Orectolobiformes; Stegostomatidae. The record is from RefSeq and is a predicted model, not a curated record. The transcript is spliced from 20 exons. Bases 257 to 4237 code for a protein of 1326 amino acids. Gene Ontology annotation, cellular component: myosin complex.